GCUGAUGGAUCAAAUGGCUACAGAAUGUCCCUCUCGCCGCCUCCCUCACUCUCCGGCGAGUCCUGGUCGGCGCCGUUCUUGUUAGCGACAUUUUCGUCGGUGCCAUCUUGCCUCCUUGAGUCUUCAUCAUCGUCUGCCUCCUCGCCACAUUCUUCCUCUACUCGUUUAGCCAUUAUCGCAGAUCGUCGCAUCCCCGUCCAGAUCUGUCGUUGCUUGCAUCGCGUCGUUCUUUUCUCAGCACCGUCUCUUGUAGUAACUUCUUCUCCGGUAACAACAGCAGUCUUUCGAUUAAGCAGGUUUUCUCCUUCAGUCAAGAUCAUUGCAUCGCCGUCCAGAUCCACCGUUGCUCAUCGUCCGAAUUUUUCAGUAAAGCCGACAGAUAUAUAAUUUUUUAUUUUGUACUAUUUUUUUGUUGUUCUUCGCUUUUGACGCUAUUUUCAAAUUAUUUGCAUUAUGCAGUUUUUAAUUUCUGUUUUUUGUUUCUAAUUCAUGUACAUAUUAGGUCAAAUUUUAGGUACGUACUUUCUUUUUGAGGAAUCGAGUUCUAGGGAGACAAUCGAUUUUUCGUGUUUGU
Molecule: messenger RNA, 574 nt
Organism: Arachis duranensis
Lineage: Eukaryota; Viridiplantae; Streptophyta; Magnoliopsida; Fabales; Fabaceae
Exons: 3
Coding region: 25-387 (120 amino acids)
Source: RefSeq, a predicted model, not a curated record